AAAACUGCAUACAUAUACAGUGGUUCGGUUGUAUAUUAAAUGCAGAAAUGCUGUGAUUUGUAUGUGAAAAAGGUGUAAAAUUGUUGACGUUGCAAGAAAGUUACAAGUUGGAAAAAAGACGCAACGUUACUCUCGCAUAAGAGUGGGAACAACAACACGACACGAAUGCAAAUAUGGAUUUUCACAUACUGAUUGUCAUUGGAUGUGUGUUCAGCGCGUCGCUGCUCUCGUUUCUGUUCAUCAACAAGAUCUUUAGGCGCAAGACUUUCGAGGAGGUGGUGGCCGAGAAGCGAGCACUGAGCGCUAAUCUGUAUAACCAGAACAAGAGUGGCAGCAAUGCGGCGGCGCAGCGCAAGCCCAAAAAGAAGGAUCUAAAGCGUGAGAAGAAGCAGCGUCAGCGUGAGCAGCAAAAGGACCAAGAAGAUCAGGAGGACUACUCUGAUAAUCAGUCGGAAGAGCAGGGCUCUGUUGGUCAAGACGAUGAGCCUGUGGGUUUGUCCAAGCAGCAUGUCGAAUUCGAUCCAGAUCCAGAGAUCUUGAAUGAACAGCAAAAGGAGAAUCAGCCCAGCAACAAUAAUAACAACAACAACCACAACAACAAUGCGAAGAAAUCGAAAAAGGAUAAACGCAAUGGAGCAGCUUCAAAGCCGGCUGCGGGCAUUUUGGUGAACAAGAACGAGCCAGUGGCAGUUAAAGCUGUAGCGCCACUGGAGGAGGUGCCAGUGCUUAACAAUUUUGAUGUGCGUCCACCCAAGGAUGUGGUUGAGCUUAAGAAGCAAGAACAGAAGGAACAGCGUAAGGAGGAUACCAAGCAGCAGCUGCAAAAGAAAAAUGCUGCUGCAGCCAAAAAGGAUAAGCCCAAUGCAGCGCCAGCUUUGCUCAAUGCCGCGCUGGAGCAGCUGGUCGAAGUGCCGCAUGUGCCCAAACAACAACAACAGGUGCUCAAGCAGCAGCCAAGCGGUUCACCCAAAUUGCAACAGAGCAACAAGCAGAACAAGCAGCAACAGACAGGCAAGAAGCAAAAGGAUACAGCAUUGAGUGGCAAGGAUCUGGUGCAGGCGCUGGACAAGCUCGCAGAGCAUCAGACAGUUGGCGUCUCCGCAUUAAUGAACGUCUUCUCACGCGCUGAGCUCAAUCGCUCCGAGAUACAAAUACUCAUUGAUUAUUUGUUGAACAAGCAGCAGGAUAUGCCUGCCAGCCAUGGCGACUGGUCGGAUGACAUUUGCCAGAAGCUCAAGCGUCAGCUGGAGGAGAAAGAGAAACUGUUGAGCGAAGAGCAGGAAGCCUCCAUUGGCAUUCAAGCCAAGCUGCGUGAACUGCGCCAUGAGAUCAACCAGGAGCGCGCCCAGCUGCAGAGCCGCAGUCAGGCCUACAAUGAGCAGCUGCUUGCCAAGGAGCAAGAGCUGGCGGCGCUCAACCAGGAGCUGGCCAGCGUCAAUGAGAAGUUUGCCUUGGAGCGCCAACAGUUCCAGGCCAAGCUGGUGCGCGAGAAGCAGGCCAGCUCACAGGAUUUGUUGCCACAGCUGCAGCGUCUGCAGCAGGAUUUGGCGCACAAGGAGAAGGUCAUUGCGGACAUGAGCAGCUUCGUCCAAGCCGAGGCGCAGCAAAAGAACGAGCUGCUGCAGCAGCGCGAAGAGCUCGAAACACGUCUCAACAGCACAAUUUUCGAGCUGGAGCAGCGCAAGGAGUUGGAAACUGAAAACUCCGAGCUCAAAGUGGAGCUGCGUAAUCUUCACAAUGCACUCGAAUCGUCCAAAACUGAAUUGUCGCAAUCGCAAGUCGAACUCAAACGCAUCUGCAGCACGGAGCUGCAAGAUCUGCGCCAGCAAAAGGCGUUGCUGGAGGCCAGCCAUGUCUCGCUGAAUCAGCAGCUCAGCCAGGCCAACAGCCAGGUGGUGCAGCAGUCGGCCCAACAGUCCGAGCAGGCUCAGGCCCAAUCGGAGGCCAUGCAAGCGCUGCAAAGCGAGGUGCGCUCCUUGAACGAUGCCCAGUCCAAGCAGCAGCAACAGACCACAGCGCUCCAGUCGCAGCUCGAGGAGGCGCAAAAGCGCGCCAGCCAGCUGCAGGAGAAGGAGCAGCAGCUGCAGCUCGAGCUGCAAGAGCAGCGCGAGAAGAAUAAUGAUGUGCGUAUGAAAAAUUGGAAGUUGAUUGAAGCGUUGCAAAAUGCUGAGGCAAGAACAACAACAGCAACAACAACCACCACAGCAAAAACGAAAACAAAUACAACGCAAAGCUUAGGCCAACAGCAGAAACAGUUGCAACAGCAAAAGGCUGCAGCUGCCAAUGGCGGCGAGGCAGUUGCUAUUGCCACCAGCUCCUCGGCCAAGGCUGAACAGCAGCGCAUUCGAGAGCUCUAUCAGCGCUUAUAUCCGCAGGCAGUCAAGGUGCAUGCGGCCACGGCGCUGAAUGCUUCGUUUGAUGAGUGGCUGGAGCAGGUGCUUGCCACUUACGUCAAGCAACAGAUGCCAGUGAUACCGAGGGGUAGUCAUAAGUCCACGCAAUCCAGCGAAACAGCAAACAGCAGCAGCAGCAGUAGCAGCGAUCACAACAACACCCACAACAAUAUUAGUAGCAAUAAUAGCAAUUCGAAUAGCAAAUCCUCCUCCGCCGAGCAAGAAGAGCUGCAUACACAGAAUCUGAAGCUGCGUAAACGCAACGAUGAGCUCACACAGCUGGUCACAAAGACGAGCAACACGCUUGUGGAUUUGGAGCAGCGAGCGCGCGAGCAGGACGAACACUGGCGCGGCAUUGUGAGCCAAAAGGAGCAGCUCAUUAGCAAGCUGCAACAGCAUGCCUCAAACGGUGAACAGGACAUUUAAUGUCACCCUGGUCGAUUGCCCUUCUUAUUAGACAAAAGAACCACAACGAUUAGUGACAACAAUCACAGCGUUUGUCAAACUUCCACAGUAACAAUUCUAACAAUCUAUUAAGUUUAAAGUUUAAUACUAUAAAAAGUAUAUAGAAAUAUAUUAAAAAG
Messenger RNA from Drosophila busckii, 2977 nucleotides. RefSeq lists its product as uncharacterized. The record is from RefSeq and is a predicted model, not a curated record. The transcript has 6 exons. Bases 174 to 2819 code for a protein of 881 amino acids. Gene Ontology annotation, cellular component: endoplasmic reticulum membrane. NCBI's taxonomy places the organism in Eukaryota, Metazoa, Arthropoda, Insecta, Diptera, Drosophilidae.